Molecule: messenger RNA, 357 nt
Organism: Parnassius apollo (apollo)
Lineage: Eukaryota; Metazoa; Arthropoda; Insecta; Lepidoptera; Papilionidae
Source: the annotation of a GenBank genome assembly
AUGAGCACGGAGCGACGUCUCUCACGGAGUUUCCACUCGUGCCUCAAAGGCUCGUCGACGGAAGAGGCGGUCGAUGAGGAGGAGAGCUGCUAUCAUUCGCUGGGAGGCCGGCAUACGCUGAACAGGCAGCCUCAGGUGUACGUUGAGGACCUGUCCAACGUUACAUUAGCUGACUUCGAAACCACACAGGAUGAUAUUGACGAAACUAGGCAUAAGUCACAUUGGUGCGUGGCGCACCUGUGUCGCGUGAAGCGACCUGCGCAGGCGCAACCGCCGCUCACAUCCGCUUCCGCUGUUCCUGUCCCUUUCAUAUCAACCCUUUUCGGCUUCGCGCCGUGCUUCCGUUCCGCUUUGUAG